AUGGACGUGUCACACGCCCUCGGCGAGAGCUCCAGCCAGGAGAACACCUCGGAGAAGCAUAUUCACUCAACGCAGCAUGAAACCGACCAUGGAGCGGAGACGGAUCUUCGACGCACCCUGUCGACCCGGCAUAUGACCAUGAUCGCCCUUGGCUCGUCCAUUGGCAUGGGCUUGUGGCUUGGGAGCGGCACAUCCCUCAUGAACGGCGGUCCGGCUGCUCUGUUCAUCGGGUACAUCCUCGCCGGUACGAUGAUCUGGUCUGUCUCCCACGCCAUUGGCGAGAUGGCGGUGCUCUAUCCCCUGCCCAGUGCGUUCGUCCAGUGGAGCAGUAUCUUUAUCAGCAAGGAGCUUGGCUUUGCAGUCGGCUGGGCGUACUGGUUCAGCGCGUUCAUCACCAUUGCGAAUGAGCUUCAGGGCGUCGUCACGGUCUUGAGCUUCUGGACGGAUGCAGUCCCGACGGCUGCAUGGAUCUCGAUCUUCUGGGUGGUGAUCAUCUUUAUCAACGCCUGGGCCGUCAAGUUCUUUGGCGAGGUGGAAGUGGUCUCCUCAACCAUCAAGUUCUCGUGGAUUUUCGUGGUCAUCAUCUCGCUCAUAGUUGUCUCGGCCGGAGGGGCCCCGAACCAUGAAGCCAUUGGCUUUCGGUACUGGAAUGCAGAGCCCUUUACCAACGGCUUCAAAGGCUUCCUCAGCGUGAUGCCAACCUGCAUUUUCGCCAUGUCCGGUUCGGAAAACAGCGCUCUCGUGUCAGCGGAGACCCAGAACCCCCGCAAGUCUGUCCCGCGGGCCGUCGGCUCAAUCUGGUUGCGUUUAUCGCUGUUCUAUCUCCUCGGCUCCCUCGUCGUGACAAUCACCGUCUCCCCUGAAGACCCGAACCUAUUCGGCGCGUCCGGUACCAACGCCUCUCCAUUCGUCAUCGCGUACACCAACGCCGGAAUCCCCGCUCUAGCUCACAUCAUGAACGCCGUCAUCUUCAUCUCCGUCGUCUCCACCGGCUCAAUCUCCGGCUUCGGCGGAUCUCGCCUGCUCAUGGGCCUGAGCCAUCUGCGCAUGGCACCAAAGAUCUUCGGCCGCGCCGACAAGCAAGGCCGCCCCGUCGCCGGCCUCGCAAUCACCCUCCUCCUCGGCGGCGCCCUCGCCUACCUCAACGUCAGCGCCAGCGGCGCCGACGUCUUCUCCUGGUUCUCGAACCUCACCUCCCUCUUCACGCUCUUCGGCUGGGGCUCCAUCUGCGCCUCGCACCUGCGCAUGCGGUACGCGUGGAAGAAGCAGGGCCGGUCCGAGGCCGAUCUCCCCUGGAAAACGUGGACGUACCCGUACGCGUCGUGGUGGGGUCUGACCUGGUGCAUUCUGCUCAUCAUCGCGGAGUUCUAUCUGAGUGUUUGGCCGCUGCAUACCGAGCCGAAUGUGAAGGAUUUCUUUGCGAAUUAUGUGAGUAUUAUUGUGGUGCUUGUUGUUUAUCUUGGGGCGAGGGUGUGGUAUCGGGGCCCGUGGUGGGUUGAUGCGGAGGCUAUUGAUCUGGAUGGGCCCAGGAGGUUCUAUGCGCCGGAUGAUCUGGAGGGGAAGAAGCCGAAUGUCUUUGAGAAGUCGGUGGGGUGGGUGUUUAACUAG
Molecule: messenger RNA, 1608 nt
Organism: Aspergillus mulundensis
Lineage: Eukaryota; Fungi; Ascomycota; Eurotiomycetes; Eurotiales; Aspergillaceae
Product: putative amino acid transporter
Exons: 4
Coding region: 1-1608 (535 amino acids)
Biological process (GO): amino acid transmembrane transport
Cellular component (GO): membrane
Molecular function (GO): amino acid transmembrane transporter activity
Source: RefSeq, a predicted model, not a curated record